AUGUCCAAAUUACUCGGAAAUAAAAAAGAAUUUAGUCGAGGCAAAAAGAGAAUUACUCCUCCUGGGAUGCACGGUGGGAAAAGAAAGAGAAGAUUGUCUUCUUAUGGGUUGCGAUUACAAGCCAAACAGAGACUCAUGCAUGGCUUUGGCUGGCGCAAUAAACAAUUAAAAAAUGAGUACAUAAAGGCUAAAUCCAAGGCGGGUGAUACUGGUGUUAAUUUGUUAACCAGUUCUGAGUCACGCUUGGAUAACAUAAUUUUUC
Molecule: messenger RNA, 262 nt
Organism: Racocetra persica
Lineage: Eukaryota; Fungi; Glomeromycota; Glomeromycetes; Diversisporales; Gigasporaceae
Source: the annotation of a GenBank genome assembly